AUGGCCCUGCGUCAGGAUCCGAAUUACUAUGUAGAGGUGGCGGGUGGCGGCAUCUACCCCAUAAAGACGUGGUGCUUCUUCGCAGAGAUCGUGGACGACUCCCUCAGCCAGAUGCCCGAGUUCUUCAACCGAUGCGAGGUGCGUGACAUCACCGGGGAGACCGCCAGCGUGCUGUUUGGCCUGGAGGGCGGGCCCAUGGCGUUCAGGGACCUCACGUCUGGGGCCACCCUUUUUGUGCGCUACGCCAGCAAGUGCUACUUUUCAGACCUCGCGACACAGGUUCUCAAGGUGGAGGACCUGUCCAUGGUCAAGGUGGUGCAGGCCCCCCUCGACCUGCUGCUCUCACUCUCACAGUACUACUGGGACAGAUCGCGCUGCGCGGCCUGCCGCCGCCCGCUGGCCGCCGCGACGGCGACGCAGUGGUGCGCGCGCUGCGGGGCGGCGGCGUACUGCGGGGCGGAGUGCAGGGCGCGGCACGCGCCAGACCACGGGGGCCACUGCCACCUGUGCUUCGAGCUGAGCGCGGUGCUGUCCAUUGACUUUGACCGGUACGUGGAGCCGGUGCCCUUCCGGUAG
Messenger RNA from Monoraphidium neglectum, 576 nucleotides. RefSeq lists its product as hypothetical. The coding region runs from base 1 to 576 and encodes 191 amino acids. The transcript is spliced from 3 exons. NCBI's taxonomy places the organism in Eukaryota, Viridiplantae, Chlorophyta, Chlorophyceae, Sphaeropleales, Selenastraceae. The record is from RefSeq and is a predicted model, not a curated record.